UAAUAAUCCUUUAGGUGAGUGUACAGUACAAUAUACAAUAUACAGUAUAAAUAAUCAUUUACAACAAUAAAUGUAUGAUUCACAGUAAUCAAUAUCUAAAACAUUUGUGUGUACCUUUCGGUAAUGUCUUCGAUUUAAAAAACUAUUUUGUCGUAAGUUCAGCUUGGUUACGAUCACUAGUCAAUACUAGCUAAGCUUUUGAACUAGUAGUGGUUUGUUAGACGUUUGUAUCUCCUUUUUCCUCUGUCAUUUUGUUAUUUGUAUUUGGUGUAAAAUGUUUAUGUAUUAAAAAUUUUCAAAUAUAAAGGAAACACAAUAAAGAACAAAGCAAAAGAGGAGAUCAGAGUAUCACAUUUAGGGACUCCAUUUCCUUCUCCCUUUGGCCUUUAAUUAAUGUAAACAGGUUAUGUAAGGGAAAUACCUACAAAAAGAGCUCUUUGACCCUCCUCAGUCACCAACUUCAGUUGAACCCAUCCAACAUCAGAAAGGAGAUGAAAAGAACAGGGCACAUCAAGGAACAAGAGGGGGAAAGAGGAACAAGAAGACAGCAUUGGUUGUUGGCCUGAAUGGUUGGAUGGGUGUGGGGGGGUUCGAGAAAGAGAGAACUGCAACGGAGAACAGCAUGUCAUUGUACUUGAACACCAGGCACUGGGAGAUACACACACACGCAUCGCACCCUUGACAUGAACACACACACACACAUACACAGAGACACAGGCUUGCUCACACACACUAACUCAUACACACACACGUCUGCCCACUGCCACACAAGCUUACACUAGCUGGCAUCUUGGACGGCAGCCCUCUCUCCAGUCUUGACCUGUCAUUGGUAUUGGAGCUAGCUGGGUGUAGAAGCUCUUUGCACCUCUGUGGAAACCAACCUCAGCUCUCAAGUCCUCCUACCUGUGGACUGAGCCAAACAACCAGGGCCUCUGUCUCCAUCUCAACCAAAACUGCUACCAACAUCCAGGUCUAAUCUACACAACCAAAUGACAGAAAGCCCCAAGGCAAAACACAUUACUAAUCCAAGGACGGCUUGGAAAAGUAGAACAGAGGAGCUCCGUCACACUACCUGAGGACACCAGCUCUUGUUUGCCCCCCGGUUGAAGUGCCCCAUCACAGGAAGAUAGAGGGGUGAGAAGUACAAGAAGAGGAAGACAUCAGUUUGUAAAGAUUUCCAAACUCUCCUCAUUUUGGGACUAUUUCAGUGAGACAAAGCGGAAGGACUUCAACGUCCCAGUGACAACCAAUGUAAUACAGAUCUUGACGAAAAUCCCGCCAAACACUGGUAGUUUACGCCGUCAGCCGUCGCCGCAACCCUUACUGCUUCCACCACCGCAACAACAACAACAACAACAACAACAACCAGACAGCCUUACCAUGGCGACCACUGGCAUGCAGCUCCUGGGCCUGGUCAUGUCCCUGGUGGGCUGGGUGGGAGGGUUCCUGGUGUGCACCAUUCCACUGUGGCGCGUCACAGCCUUCAUCGGCAACAACAUUGUGACGGCUCAGAUCAUCUGGGAGGGUCUAUGGAUGACCUGCAUCGUCCAAUCCACCGGCCAGAUCCAGUGUAAGGUGUACGACAGUCUCCUGGCCCUGCCCAGCGACAUGCAGGCCGCCCGGGGGCUCACGGUGCUCUCGGUCCUCCUCUGUGGCCUGGCUUUGGCUCUAGGCGUGGUGGGAGUCAAGUGCACCAAGUGCAUUGGCCAGAAUAGCCUGAAGGCUCGCAUUGCAAGGAUCUCCGGCUUCCUGUUUGCCGUUGCUGGCUUCCUGUAUCUGGUUCCCAUUUGCUGGACGGCCCACUCUAUUAUCAGGGACUUCUAUGAUCCCCACGUGGCCGCGCCGCACAAAAGAGAGUUAGGCCCCGCCCUUUACCUGGGCUGGGGCGCGUCAGCCUUGCUCCUGAUUGGUGGAUCGCUGCUGUACGCAGGGUCGAGCCCUCCCGGCAUUCCCGGGUCACCGACCUUCAGCAGUGACAGCAGCCCCCGUAGAGCUCCUACUACUCAGGUCAAAGGUUACGUCUGAGCAGAAUGAAAUGCCACAAAACUAAAACGGCCAUAUGAUUACAUUUUUACAAGAUUCCAAGAAUCUUUGAUUUCAUUAUGCAAUGAUUGUUCACCUGAAAUAAAAAUGAAAAAACAUUUCUUUUCUCCUCUCAGUACUUCACCUUUUUAAUACUUUGGAAUUGUAAUGUUGUUAUUCGGUGGUGCUUUUCUCAUUCAUUCAAGCCUUAAAAGGAGGUUAAGAAAGGAUAUAUGAACUCAUUUUGUUAUUUUAUGUGCCUGUUGUCCCAUAACCCUGUUAUCUGUCUGUCUGUCUGUCUAUGUAAAACACAAUAAAAACUUCAAUCUUUCAAUUCCUCA
Molecule: messenger RNA, 2363 nt
Organism: Esox lucius (northern pike)
Lineage: Eukaryota; Metazoa; Chordata; Actinopteri; Esociformes; Esocidae
Gene: cldnk
Product: claudin k
Exons: 2
Coding region: 1381-2025 (214 amino acids)
Biological process (GO): cell adhesion; bicellular tight junction assembly
Cellular component (GO): plasma membrane; bicellular tight junction
Molecular function (GO): structural molecule activity
Source: RefSeq, a predicted model, not a curated record